AUGUGGUGCAACAACUCCCAGCUUUCUGUGGAUCACAUCUUGGCCGGGUCAUUUGAAACGGCAAUGCGGCUCCUCCAUGACCAGGUGGGAGUGGUGAACUUCGGCGCAUACAAGCAACAUUUCCUCCAUACCUUCUCCCGAGGACGCAGCACCUUCCAGGCUCUGCCGGGGCUUCCCGCCAUGUACGGCUACCCACAGCGCAACUGGAAGGACGCGGGAUUGAAGAACGGACUUCCUGCGGUUGGUCUGAAGCUCAGCGAUCUCAUCCAGCGGCUGCAGCUGUGCUACCAGCUCACCACGUCCGGCAAGUUCGAAGAGGCGGUGGAGAAGUUCCGCCUGAUUCUGCUCAGCGUUCCCCUUCUGGUGGUGGACAACAAGCAGGAGAUCUCCGAGGCUCAGCAGCUGAUCACCAUUUGCAGAGAAUACAUCGUGGGUCUCUCCAUGGAAUCGAGCGAAAGAAACUUCCAAAAGAGAACUCUGGAGCAGCAGAAGAGGAUCUGUGAGAUGGCAGCCUACUUCACACACUCCAACCUGCAGCCCGUCCACAUGAUCCUGGUGCUCAGAACGGCUGUCAACCUCUUCUUCAAACUCAAGAACUUCAAAACGGCCGCGGUGUUCGCCAGGCGGCUGCUGGAACUGGGACCCAAGCCUGAAGUGUCACAGCAG
Staurois parvus is the source of this 666-nucleotide messenger RNA. The record is from the annotation of a GenBank genome assembly. NCBI's taxonomy places the organism in Eukaryota, Metazoa, Chordata, Amphibia, Anura, Ranidae.